Messenger RNA from Impatiens glandulifera, 1479 nucleotides. Its product is annotated as factor of DNA methylation 2-like. The record is from RefSeq and is a predicted model, not a curated record. NCBI's taxonomy places the organism in Eukaryota, Viridiplantae, Streptophyta, Magnoliopsida, Ericales, Balsaminaceae. Gene Ontology annotation, biological process: gene silencing by siRNA-directed DNA methylation. The transcript is spliced from 7 exons. Bases 72 to 1328 code for a protein of 418 amino acids.
UUUGCAGAGAAGGUAGGGUUUUGUCUCAACCAACCAUUCACGGCAGGAGUUGCCGGCGAUCAGAUUUUCCGAUGAAGAUGGACAGUAAACAGAUUACUUCUGAGGAUGACCUUGCAAACGAAUAUCUUCAUCAAAUGGAGAGUGAUAUGAAUCUUACCACAUUGGGUUUAAGUAAGAUGAUUGAGGCAAAUAGGAAAGAACUUGAUUCUUGGAGCAGAAAGAUAAACAACGAUCAUGAAGCUUUUCAUAAACGAAUAAAGCAGAAAUUGGAUGACGAGAAGAAAAAGAGUGCAACAAUAACGAAGAUGUUACUUGAAGAAACAAAGAAGAUGCAGCAGCUUUCACAAGAGUUUGUGCGUACAAUUUUAGAUGAGCAGGAGAAGAUAAAACAUGAACUGGAAGUUAGGAGGAAGGAACUUGAUUCCUGGAACAGAGAGUUAAACAAACGUGAAGCUUUGACUGAUCGCGAAAGACAGAAAUUGGAUGAUGAGAAGCAAGAGAAUACAACUAAAAACAAUUCACUUGAAAUGCCAUCCUUGAAGCAGAAGAAGUAUGACGAGAAUGUCUUGAGAUUGGUUGAAGAGCAUAAGAAGGAGAAACAGGAGGCAUUAGCUAAAAUUCUUGUACUGGAAAAACAACUGGAUGCCCAACAGAUGCUAGAGAUGGAAAUUGAAGAUCUGAAAGUUAAAAUGCAGGUGAUAAAACAUCUUGGAGAUGAAGAUGACGAGGCCUUACAAAAGAUGAUUAAAAAGUUGAAUGACGAACUGGAACAAAAGCAAAAUGAGAUGAUUGAUCUAGAGGACCUAAAUCAAAUCCUGUUGAUCAAAGAAAGAAUGAGCAAUGACGAAGUACAAGAAGCUCGUAAAGAGUUUAUUAAGGAUCUUGAAGAGUCGAUGGGUAGUUGUGCUAGUAUUGGGAUUAAAAGAAUGGGAGAGAUUGAUAGAAAGCCCUUCCAGAUUGCUUGCAAAAGAAAAUACCCAUCUUCAGAUGUAGACAUUAAAGCCUUAGAGCUAUGUUCCUCUUGGCAAGAAAAUAUGAAAGACCCUGAAUGGCAUCCCUUUAGGGUCAUUAUGAAUGCAGAAGGAGAACACGAGUUAAGUGUUAAUGAAGAGGAUGAAAAUCUGAAAAGUCUAAAGGAAGAACUCGGAGUUGAGGUGUACGAAGCAGUUGUCGUAGCGAUGAAAGAAAUGAAUGAAUAUAACCCUAGUGGCAGUUAUGUAGUUUCAGUACUAUGGAACUUUAAGGAGAAUAGACAAGCUACACUGAAGGAAGUUAUUGCGUUUCAUAUCAAGAAUCUGAAAGAAUUUAAGCGCAGAAAGAGGACUUGAAGAAAUAAGGUUAGUUUUUGCUGCUGUAACUAUGAAAAAUUAUCUAAUUUUUUUGUUUGUCUGGAUUUUCCAAUGAUUUAGAUUUACUUUUAACUUUGGAAACAUCUUUUGAAACCUAUAUUAAUGAAGAUGAUACUUUGAAACUGUGACA